AAAAAAAUACAUUUGCCGGGGAGAAGGGUGGCAAGUUCAAAAGCAUUUCGAGAAAAUCUCAUGCUGCGCUGCGGCUGUCCACAUGGCAAGUCACCACCAACCGAUGCGAAAUGUUGCAAAAUAUCGGCGAGCGUGGAUUGAGAAAUAGAGACAAAGUUCCAAAACAUUAUAAAUGUUUUAGCUACAGAACCGCUGGAGCGACCCUCGCUUCUUUCACCUUUGGAAAAUUCGCCAACAUUUGAGUUCCGGGAACUAAUUUUUAAUGUUUUCCAAUUUGAGUGCUAUAGCAUUCAUCCAAAAUAAGAAGGCACCGACCACGAUUAGAAAUCCGAUCGCAUUAGCCGAGAUACAGCUCGGUUCUGGCUAUAAAAACGAUGUGGGCACCGUUGGCCGAAAGCAAUUCGCAUUGAGAAACAUGGAAGUCAAGGUGUUGGUUCUGAUCUCCCUAGGAUUAUUAGUAUCGCUGGCUGAGGCUCAGCAGGAGCAUCCGGCGACGUCUGUGAAGAAAUGUUCCGGAAGUAAACCCUUUCCGCUCGAGGUGCGUGUCCACAACUGCGUAACUCCACCCUGCCAGAUUGUGAAGGGAAGUAUCCAGAAGUUCGAGAUCGAUUUCGCCGUCGACAAGUACAUCACCCAGCUGACGACCUUGGUAAAGGCCACCACACUCGGAAUCAUCACGGUGCCAUAUGAACUGCCUGCGGAUGUGGCUGCCGUGUGCCCGAAUCUCCAGUACGGCGCCUAUUGCCCGCUGUAUCCCACCGAGGAUGUCUCCUAUUUGUUCACCUUUCCCAUCGGCGAAUAUCCCGAGAUUGGCGUGAAGAUCGAGAUCUAUCUGGUGGAUCAGGACAAUGAGAUUGCCACGUGCUUCGUGUGCGAUAUUAAGGUGGUCAAGGCCAACGGCGGCAAUACGGUCUAUGAGCUGGACUAUCUCAACUGAAGUUGGGCCUAGUUACCAUAAUUCAUCAAUUGGUUUAAAUUACUGUGAUAUAGCAUUCUUUAUUUUCCAAAAUCCAUCGCUCAGCUCCCCCAGCGAUGUCUCAUGAAUAUUUAAUAAAAUUUUAAAAGCUUUACCUCCCACAUAUGAGGGUUGUUUCCCUAAGUAGAU
Molecule: messenger RNA, 1105 nt
Organism: Drosophila mauritiana
Lineage: Eukaryota; Metazoa; Arthropoda; Insecta; Diptera; Drosophilidae
Gene: Npc2d
Exons: 3
Coding region: 263-937 (224 amino acids)
Biological process (GO): intracellular cholesterol transport
Molecular function (GO): sterol binding
Source: RefSeq, a predicted model, not a curated record